Acanthosepion pharaonis is the source of this 1230-nucleotide messenger RNA. The record is from the annotation of a GenBank genome assembly. NCBI's taxonomy places the organism in Eukaryota, Metazoa, Mollusca, Cephalopoda, Sepiida, Sepiidae.
AUGAAUUCUUUCAUCUAUUUUCUCUUUUCAUUCACGUCAAUCAGUUCAUAUAGUGUAUUCAUAUCUAUCUUGCUUGCAGGAUUGUUCGUAUACAUCUAUCUAGUUUGUUCGCAUUUACCUACGUUAUCGUCUCAUUUCUCAAUCAAUCUAUUAUCUCCCUUUUCUCUCUAUCUAUUCUCUCUAUCUGUUAUCUUCUCCCUCUCUUCUUCCAAUCUAUUAAUUUUUCUAUCUCCCCCCUCUCUGUUGAUCUAUUCGUUCGCUUCUCUCUUCUUUAUCUAUUCUUUUGUCUCUCUUCUCUCUAUUUUUCACUUCUCUCUCUUUGUCUAUCUGUUUUCUUCUCCCUAUGAGUUACCUUUUCUUCUCUCAAUCUGUUAUUUCCCUUUUCUCUGUUCUCUAUCUCUUCUCUUUAUGUUACAUUCUCCCUCUUAUCUCUAUCUAUUAACUUCUCUCUCUCUUCUCCCUCUCUCUCUCUCUCUAUCUUUUCUCUUCUCUCUUCCCUAUCUAUUCUUUUGUGUCUUCUCUAUUUUUCACUUCACUCUCUCUUGUCUCUCUCUCUAUUUGUUAUCUUUUCUCCUAUCUAUUUACUUCUCUCUUUACUGUUUAAUUUCUCUUCUCUCUCUCUCUCUAUCUACCUGUUUUCUUCUCUCUCCUUUAUAUAUAUUUUUCUCUUCCCUUCUCUCUCUAUUUAUCUGCCUAUCCUCUUCUCUCUGUUUAUUCUAUCUAUCUAUCUAUCUAUCUAUCUAUCUAUCUAUCUAUCUAUCUAUCGUCUCUUCUUUCUAUUUUCUUAUCUCUCUCCUUCUCUUCCUUUCUUUAUCUAUCUAUCUAUCUAUCUAUCUAUCUAUCUAUCUAUCUAUCUAUCUAUCUAUCUUUUUUUUUUAUAAUUGCUUCUCAACUUCCGCAUCUUUCUAUUUUACAUUUAUAUGUUUAUACUAUUUCGUUUUGUUUGUUUGUUUGUUUGUUUGUUUCUUUUUUUCUUUCUUUCUUUCUGUCUUUCAUUCUUUCUUUCUUUCUUUCUUUCUUUCUUUCUUUUUCUUUCUUUCUUUCUUUCUUUCUUUCUGUCUUUCUUUCUUUCUUUCUUUCUUUCUUUCUUUCUUUCUGUCUUUCUUUCUUUCUUUCUUUCUUUCUGUCUUUCUUUCUGUCUUUCUUUCUUUCUGUCUUGUUCAUAUACAUGUAUCUAAUGUUCCACCAAUCUACAUGUAUCAUGGCAGUUAUUCUAAUCUAUCUGGUUGA